AUGCCAGCGGCCGCCACUUCGAAGGCCCCUAAUACCUCGAAUCAUAGGCCGCGACAUCGAUCAAUCGCAGAUUCCGUCCUUGCCUCCGCAACCAGGCCCCUGUCCCCCAGUGGCCUUCGAAAAAGCGCUGGCGCUCUGCGAGCUAGCAACCUUGUUAGUGCCUCGACGCAACUAUUCCUCGCAUGCAGCCCGCACAUUCCCGACGGCGUGCCGGGCUCAGCGGUCGAGCCCACACUGUGUGUCCAGGCUCAGCGGCUACUCGAAACUAUGGGGCUGUAUCUUGAUGAAAUCAGUGUCCGAUACUUCCAGGGUAUUCACACAUUCGUGCCCAUCAUCUCCCGACGGCGGUUCCAUACCCACCUCCUCUCUUUUGGGGCCAAUCCGCAGGCUGACUUCGCCUUACUCCUUCUAUGCAUGGCGUUACUCAUCUACUCCGCAGACUCGCCCGACCAUUUAGGGCAGCAAGGAGGGCACCGUGUCGAAUAUCUGACACUCUACACUGCCACCAAGUCCUUCAUGGCUCAAGCACAAGCACUCUGCGCGCCCACAACCCACCUCGUUCAAGCCGGCGUGCUGUUGGCGGUGUACGAGUAUGCCCAUGGUUAUCCGGAGCGGGCUUUCGUGACCAUCGGAAGCUAUACGCGGAUGGCGUAUGCAGCCCGGCUUCGAUCCACCCCCUCCCUGACCAGAACUGAUCCGCUGCGGACCGAUUGGACCGCAGAAGAAGAGGCUAUUAAUACCUGGUGGGGAAUCCGGAUAUUCGACUACGCGAUUAUCGGCCGACGGCGGCAUAGAACGUUCCUGUGUGAGCUAGCGAUUGUGAAUCAGCCAUUGGGGUCCGUGAUGCCCGCCAGCGAUGAUCGUCUACCACUCGAACCCGCAAUUCUAGACCAGAGGAAUUUCCCUACGGCGCUCACAUCUGGCCUCGCGAUCCAGGCCCUGAACUCUCCCCAGGUUGGUGGCUUCGGGCGAGCCGCUCAAGCGGCAUGGCUUCUGGAUGGGGUGCUGUAG
Messenger RNA from Penicillium robsamsonii, 1011 nucleotides. RefSeq names its product fungal specific transcription factor domain-containing protein. The record is from RefSeq and is a predicted model, not a curated record. Gene Ontology annotation, biological process: positive regulation of transcription from RNA polymerase II promoter by galactose; DNA-templated transcription. Gene Ontology annotation, molecular function: DNA-binding transcription factor activity, RNA polymerase II-specific; RNA polymerase II cis-regulatory region sequence-specific DNA binding; zinc ion binding. Bases 1 to 1011 code for a protein of 336 amino acids. Lineage: Eukaryota; Fungi; Ascomycota; Eurotiomycetes; Eurotiales; Aspergillaceae. The transcript is spliced from 3 exons. Gene Ontology annotation, cellular component: nucleus.